GAGACAUGUUGUGCAGGAGCUGACCCAACCACUGAGUCUGAGCUGCAACCGACACCAAACUCUCGCGAUGCUUCGCGAAGUCUCGUUCCAUCUCUCAGGAUUGGAACAAAAAAAAAAAAUCGGGCUGUGAUCACAUCUCAGAAUCACACUCAGCUGACGCGGCGCUGGAGGAAAUAGGGCGCUGCAGCCAUGACGCAGAGGUGAGUGUGAAUCCAUGGACACUCCUGUGCAUCACUCUCCUGCCGUGCACCAGCAUCAUGAGAAGCCAACUCCCACCACGCGCUCUGCUAUAGCGGCUGUUUAUUUAUCGCCAUGGUGAGAGGCAGCUUCUGGACCUUGACUCUGUUGCCAUGGUGACCCCGUAGCAAGAACCCUGGCGAUCACAUAAAAAGAAAAAAACCCCAGAUAACUAUUGUCAAUCUGCUGCCAUGGCGAUGCUGUAAUUGGUGACCCUGUAACAAAGCAACAGUCGCCAUGGGAACGUCCAGGAUGUUCCGCAUUUUUGUCGUCCUGGGCUCGGCCUUCAUGAUCCUCCUCAUCAUCAUCUACUGGGACGACGUGGGAGCGUCUCAUCUGUAUCUGCACACCCCCGUGUCGCCAGGCCCCAAGAUCCCACACCCUCCCCCCAAGCAGCGGCCUCAAACCUCCCGACCCCCGUCCUUCCUCUCCGACAUCGAUGCCUUCGUUAAUCAGUUCUUAGAGCCGGGAACUGGUGAGCCCACGGACCCCGCCCCUGCCGACACAGGCAACCAAUCAGAUAAAGCAGAAGAGCGAUAUGUACCACGACGGGAGUGGAAGAUUCACCUGACGCCAGUGGCAGCGGAGCUCCGUGAGAGACAGGAGCAUCGGCGGAAGUUACUGCAGGAGAUGUGCACUAACGACAGUGUGUCGUUUCCCGGCAAAAACCGCUCAUUUGACGACAUCCCCAACAAGGAGCUGGAUCACCUUAUCGUGGACGACAGGCACGGCAUUAUCUACUGCUACGUCCCCAAGGUCGCGUGCAGCAACUGGAAGCGGAUCAUGAUCAUCCUCAGUGAGAGCCUGCUGCACGACGGUGUCCCCCAGAGAGACCCUCUGGCCAUCCCCAGGGACCUGGUGCACAACAGCAGCAUGCACUUCACCUUCAACAAGUUCUGGAAACGCUAUGGAAAGUUUGCUAGACACCUCAUGAAGGUGAAGCUGAAGAAGUACACCAAGUUCCUCUUCGUGCGGGACCCCUUUGUGCGUCUCAUCUCUGCCUACCGGAAUAAAUUUGAGCUGCGCAACGAGGACUUUUAUCGCCGCUUUGCGCAGGUCAUGCUCCGCCGCUACGCCAACCAGCCGACACCUCCUGCCACUGUGGACGAAGCAUUCGCCGUGGGCAUCCACCCGUCCUUCUCCCACUUCAUCCAGUACCUCUUGGACCCUCAGACAGAGAAGGAGAUGCCCUUUAAUGAGCACUGGCGGCAGGUGUAUCGACUUUGCCAUCCGUGCCAGAUUCAGUAUGACUUUGUGGGCCACUUGGAGUCGGCAGAGGAGGAUGCUGAGCACCUACUCCGUCAGCUGCGUGUGGACAACGUGGUGGAGUUCCCCACCUCCCACAGAAACCUCACAGCCAGCAGCUGGGAGGCCGAUUGGUUCAACACGGUGCCUGUUGAGGUGCGGAGAGAACUCUACAAGCUGUACGAACCCGACUUCAGGCUUUUUGGCUACGAGAGACCAGACUCGCUCCUCAAUGAGUGACUCUGGUUUCUACUCCAUGAACAGACAACAUGUUUUCUAAGUAAUGAAGUGAGUGACACCUCUGUUCUCCAGUUUUGUCUAUUCUACACUGAAUGUCCACAUCAUUAGGGACACCCACUUCUCAAAGAAAAGCACAGUAAUGAAGUGAAGCCCGGUAACAGCCAUUAUCCAUCAUUCCUUUCCUUUUUAAAUCACAAAGAUAAAGAGAAGCACACAGGUUAGAGUGCAAACAGCAGGUGUCCCUAACAUUAUGCACAUUUAUUGUUGCCCUUAACUCAAAACUCUGCACCGAGUGUCUUGCGCGCUCAACGUUGAUGUCACACCACGCUUGCGAUUUGAUCAUGCAGGCUUGUAGCAGGACAUGGCAGAGAAACCUCGACAAAGUGAUGUCACAAAGCCACGCACCACAUUUGUGGUGUCGCUGAAACCCUUUUGGUUCGUGACGUCGCCACAAACGCAUUGGAUUUGUCACUUGAUUGGUUUUUAUUAUGUAGUUGCACUAGAGUGUUAUCAGAUAAUUUAUUUCACGUUGUGCAAAGUGCAAUGUUUGUGUUGAGCAUGAGAGGGAUUUUUAUGUUGAAAAUCUUGUUGAACGCUGUCGGCAUCAGAAACAGGUCGAAAUCAUACCUCAUACACAGAUUGAAAAGAUCAUGUGCUAAAUAACACAAACUGCUCCACCUCAAAACAUGAAGCCUCCUGCUUUUUCAGACCAAUUAUGUUUCAGCAUGAAGAAGUCCAUCAAAUUGUGUGGUCGGAAUCAUUUCUGACAAUAUUUCAGCAGCUUGCUUCCUGUGACACAUUCUGGGCAUGUUGUAACACAGUUGUCUCAUCGAGGAGAAGCACAGCAGCUCCAGCUAACACUGGACUGAGGAGCUGGUUUUGUCUCAGCUUGUCUUUGAGACACAAAGCUGGAGUUUCAACAUUCUUUUGAUUCACCUCAGCCGUGCAUCCACAGACGACACCGUGUGUGUAAACCAGAUUUUCCAAAAGGGAACGUUUUCUUUUAUUGCCUGUUGUUGUCGUCUUUGUGUUUUCAUGCACAAACUGCAGUUGUUGACGCUGAUCUAUACUGGAUAACCCUGGAGACUGCAGUCCCUCCACACCCUGAAUAUGAUCAAUGUUUGUAAGGGCAGCAUUUUAAUGGGACGCAGUGUUUUGUAGCAAGGAGAUGAACUCAGAUGAACUCACAGACAGAGUCUUAUUGAGCAGGUACAAUGCUAAUGCGUUGCUGUGAGCAUACGUCGUUCUACAGGUCGGUUCAGCAUUUUAAAUCCAAGUGUAAAGUCGGUGCAAGUUGAUGCUACAGUCAGUAUUAAUGUCUGAGUCUUUAAAGGGGAAUUCCAGUAUUUUUCACCCCGGGCCCAAUGUUUAUAAAUGAAUUGUGCUUACAAUUCCAGUAGAUUGUCUCAGUGGCUACAAUUAAAUCUUAUGGGCCAACUGUGACAGUCCAUGAAAUGUCCACUAAAAUGGCUUUUAUUUCACCAUUGAAAAGCUCAAGUCAACAAGUCCCAAGUGAAAAAUCCUCCAACGUGGUCGCACAGCGUUGUGUCGGAUGGUCUCGUCUGUGGACACAUCAAGACCUCCAAUAUCGUGCAUCACCAGGUCCCACUCUCUGCAGCAUAGAUAUUCUUCCUCUGUGGACACAGGGUCACAGGAUCCAGAGUAACGCCACAAGUUUCCAGAGCUUUGCAACCUUUCUGCAGAUCGUUGUCCUUCCUCUGCUACAUCUUGAAAAGAUUUAGCCAUAUUAGUUUGUCUCCAACUCUCAUGUUCCUGACUCUUGCAACAAUCUAAGAGAAUUGAAAGUGAGUCAAUGAGUCAUUGAGGGAGACUCUUAGCAAAGACAUGGAAUAACAAUUUGAACCUUUAACAGUUGUAUUGUUAUUGUCGACAUUUUGUGGACUGUCGCAGUUGCCCCAUAGGGUUACAUUGUCGCCACUCUCUUUGUGCUUUGCUGCUGCUGCUGGUGCAGACAGGACUGGACCAUUUCCAAAAGUGCCAUGCUUCAACACACCCACAUUUAUUAACAUAGGCCCAGGUUAAAAAUUCAAGUUAAGGUUUGCUCAUGGUUAGAGCCAGGUUAAAUCCUUAUACGAUUUAUAUGAAGAGUUGGAUGAGAAGAUAGUGCCUUUGGUUGCAUACGUUUACACAGCAAAAAAGUAUUUUUGUAGAAGGACUUAAUUUUUACACAAUACAGUGAGAAGCUGUAUGAGGUCUAUUCCAUGCACUGGGCCUUGUUGUGUGUGAUCAUAGGAAAUAAUAGAGCCCUCAGCCGAUUUGCCUGAAUCCUCUUUUCAGUGGUUGUAUCCAGUGGAUUGUGUCAUUUACCACAGUGGAUUAUUGUGUGGUUUGUACUGUACCGGAUGUCAUGGACAUGUUUGUGCCAUGUUGUUGUGCAAGUCACUAAGAUGCACAUGUUCGCACGCUGUCGUCUCACUGCCUUUUGGUUUAUUUCUUUUCUAUGAGUGUGAGACUGUUGUUUUUUAAAUUUUAAUCAAACCUUAUUAAACGUCAGAGUCUGUUCCCCCCUAGAAAAAAGAAAACACACCUUUUUAUCCCACACUCACCUUACCAGUGUUUGGAUCGCCAAGUUUAUUGUAUUUUCAUAUCUCUUUUGUAUUUUUGUUAUGUUCUUUUAUUGUAUUUUCUUAUGUGACUAUCCAUAUGUUUUUCUCUGCUGUGCAAACGACAAGACUAUAAAAUGGAAUAAUUUUGUAAGGCAAAAAAACCCCCACUGUUUAUUUAUUAACAGAAUAAAAUCUAUGAGUACAUUCUGCUUUUGUAACGAGGAAAUCAAUCGUCGUGGGCUUAUUAAGCUCAAAGUUUGAUGGCCGAUGUGUUUACCAUCACAACGUUACUGCUCUGAACAGAUGAAAUGUUUGUUGAAGCUGCAGCACCAAACUCUGUCCUACAUUUUGACCUCAUUCCACAUCCUAACAUCAAAUAGUGGCACACAGCAAUGUCUGUUUUUGUAAAACAGGCAUUGUUCCUCCUCCCGUUCUUGGGGGAAAUGCAAAGUAGCAGUUUCAUCUGUAUCAUGACGCCAUUCAUCGUCUGGUCUUUGUUUUAGAGAAAUAAAGGUGGUGGGGCAUGAAGGAGGAUUUAUCAGUCUGUCUUUGUGCACGUCACUUGUCUCAAAUGAAUAUAACUAAUUAUUUAUUCUCAGUUUUAUUAUACUGGCACUAAAUUAAUAUUGACCUGCCACAUUAGCAUAUUAUCAGAUGUGCUCAGAGAACAAUUCAUCACGGUGUUGUCUCGGGAGGCGUGAAUCAGAACAGUCACAUUGUGUGGUGAGGAGUGACAUGAAGUCCUGCUGGAGGCGGGGGAGGAAAAGUGUCCAGAUAACACCAUUAUCAUUGGAGCAUACGGAAAUGUCAACAGGAAAUACCAACUGCUCCUUUGUAAAGAUGAGACUUGUGGGUGAAUGAGCUCGAAAAGGAUCAUAAACAUCGCUGCUAUUCACAUACUGGAGGUACGUCUAAGACAAUCUAUGUAGUAAUUCCCCAAAUGUGUGUCUGUCGGUCUGUAUGUGGAACGCAUAUCUCGUGAACUGUCAAUCGUAUCGGCUUCAUGCUGUGUACGUCUAUUUUAAAUUUUAUUAAAAAUGUAUUUUGCAGACGACCAGCGCUCUGUAGCUGUCAGUGGGGGUGGGGCAGUUUCCCUACAGACUGAGUUAAACCUGUCUUCUUCUAUGUGUUACAGUGUCUAUGUGUUUCUAUGGGAUACAGCAGCCGUGCGAAACUGGUUCAAAGUAAAUCGUUGAAACUUAUAUAAAAGCCACACACUAGAACAGUAAUAAAGCAAAUUCAGUUUAAUUUGAUGGAAAACAUUGUCAAUAAAAUCUUACUUGCAGACAAA
Molecule: messenger RNA, 5580 nt
Organism: Paralichthys olivaceus (Japanese flounder)
Lineage: Eukaryota; Metazoa; Chordata; Actinopteri; Pleuronectiformes; Paralichthyidae
Gene: chst12a
Product: carbohydrate (chondroitin 4) sulfotransferase 12a
Biological process (GO): carbohydrate biosynthetic process; proteoglycan biosynthetic process
Cellular component (GO): membrane
Molecular function (GO): sulfotransferase activity
Source: RefSeq, a predicted model, not a curated record